This is a messenger RNA of Apodemus sylvaticus (European woodmouse), 918 nucleotides long. RefSeq names its product JNK1/MAPK8-associated membrane protein-like. The coding region runs from base 1 to 918 and encodes 305 amino acids. Lineage: Eukaryota; Metazoa; Chordata; Mammalia; Rodentia; Muridae. Gene Ontology annotation, molecular function: ubiquitin protein ligase binding. Gene Ontology annotation, cellular component: membrane. Gene Ontology annotation, biological process: response to unfolded protein. The transcript has a single exon. The record is from RefSeq and is a predicted model, not a curated record.
AUGACAUGCUUUGGACUCUAUUGUGGGAAGACCCUAUUGUUUAAAAAUAGCUCAACUGAAAUAUAUGGAGAAUGUGGGGCGUGCCCAAGAGGACAAAGGACAAAUGAACAGAAGUACUGUCAGCCUUGCACGGACCCCCCGGAACUCUAUGACUGGCUUUACCUUGGCUUCAUGGCGAUGAUUCCUCUAGUAUCCCAUUGGCUCUGCAUUGAAUGGAACGCAAAGAAUAGUAAUUCCAGAGGUGCGUUUUUCCAGCAAGUCUCUGCGUUAUUAGAAUGCAGCAUGGCAGCUGUGGUCACAUUACUUGUGAGUAAUCCGGUCGGCACCCUUGCCAUCCACUCGUGCCGGGUACUGAUGCUCUCAGAUUGGUACACGAUGCUCUACAAUCCAAGUCCAGAUUACAUCACCACCCUGCACUGCACUCAGGAAGCCGUGUACCCACUCUACACCAUCGUGUUCGUCUAUUAUGCUUUCUGCUUAGUAUUGAUGCUGUUACUUCGACCACUACUAGUGAAGAAGAUCCAGUGGCACAUAAACAAGCCAAACCAGCUGGAAAACAUUUACACAGCCCUGUACUUCUUCCCGAUUUUGACCGUGCUGCAAGCAGUUGCAGGAGGCCUCUUAUAUUAUGCCUUCCCAUACAUUGUUUUGGUGGUAUCUUUGGCUAAUCUGAUUGUAUACCUGGUUUUUGCCAAAGUAGAGAGCUACAGUGAUCUCAUUAGAAAGGACAGACUUCUGGUUCUCCUCAGCCACUGGUUUCUUCACGCCUAUGGCUUACUCGCUCUCUCCAAAGGGCGACAACUUGAGCAAGAUCUGCUCCUUUUAACGUUGGUGCCUGUCCCCACUCUAUUUUACUUUUUCACUAUCAAAUUUACCAAACCAUCACGGAUAAUCUCCGAAGGAUCCAAAGCACACUGA